AUGAGUUCUCAAUCUCAUAGGCAUAUACGUUUGGCCGGUGAGGAGUGGUGCAUGAAGGAUAGUGGAUGUCAUUUUAUUGAAUUAAAUCAAGAUUGUGCAGAUAUUAUGGGACUAAGCAAAGAGCAGGCACAAGAAACGAAAGAAUCUGUCGUAAAUACACGGAAUCCAAAGUUAGCCGCUGAGUUGCGAGAACUUUUUUCAUUAAUGUUGGCAGCAAGAUCAAAAUAUCGUACAAAACUUCAAAAUGAUGCCUCUGAGGCGAAGAUUGGAAAGGAGAAAUCAAUAAUAUGUGAAGAAGAUGCUGAUUCAAAAGGAUCUGAGAUGGAAAUUGAUUCUGGAGUGGUAGAUUUUGAUGGACAGCACGAUGUUUCAUCAGAGAAAUCAUAUGAAAGAAUUCGUACACGUAAUGCCAUGAGCAAUCCAUCAAAUCCUUCAUCAGGUACACGACCAGAUUCAAAAGUGUCUGGUGUUGAGCAGAUCAAAACGGCUAAGAACAAUGAAAUAUCAUCAAAUGCUAAGCAAAACGAAGUUAUUAGAACAAAUAUAUCAGCAACUAAUUCGAAUGCGCUCAGGAUAAACGCGUCAGCGGUAAACCCAGCAAUAAUUCAAGGAAAUAUGUCCGUAUAUGGCCCGUUAAAUCCUAUACCUCCUCACAUUGCGGGAGCCUUACCUGCUAAUACGUCAGGUCAAAUAAUUUCACCUCCACUGCAUCCACCUGGAUAUGCAUCGCAUCCAUGGGAGUCUAUACAACCACCUAGAAUUAUUCCAAACCAGCAGACAGGACCAAUAACGUCCUUUUAUAAUCCAAUUGUAUCUCAAGAACCCAUGAUUUAUCCGUAUGGAGCAAAUAAUAUCCAGCUCCAAUAUGUUGGAAACACUUUUGGAUUGCCACCAGGACAAUGGCCUCAACCAUAUACAUACGGAAGUCAUCCUCCUUAUCAGUGGACACAUCCCCAUGAUGCUCGAAACUCAUCAAUGAUUGUAGAUCCUCAGUGGAACGCAGCGCAAACAUCAUGGUCUAAAAGGUAA
This is a messenger RNA of Racocetra fulgida, 1029 nucleotides long. The record is from the annotation of a GenBank genome assembly. Lineage: Eukaryota; Fungi; Glomeromycota; Glomeromycetes; Diversisporales; Gigasporaceae.